Molecule: messenger RNA, 3693 nt
Organism: Prorocentrum cordatum
Lineage: Eukaryota; Dinophyceae; Prorocentrales; Prorocentraceae
Source: the annotation of a GenBank genome assembly
AUGGAGGAGAUGUCCGAGGCAGAAAUGUUUGGUCGCAGCCUGGGGGACCGAUCUCUGGGGACGUCGGCAGGCGUAAAGCACGGCCUCGUAAAGGAGGUCCUGGUGGGAGUCCUCAGGUGGGGGGGCAUCGACUCUGCAGAGAAGAUCUUAUCCGACGGUGGCGCAUUGCUGGGCGAAGUAUUCAAGCGAGCGUUCAUGACCGAUAAAAAUGUGAAGCGUGCUGGCGAGGAUGUCGACGCCGAUGCUGACAUGAACGCGUUUUGGAGAGUCAUGGGCAGUGUCAUGGAGAACGCCUUCAACACCGACAUCACCGAUAUCUUCGAGCAGGUGUCAUUGCCGAAGACAGCGAGCAAGCUCGAGCUCCAGCGGCGCGCGUGGGCCAUCUACGCACACGCAGUUGAUAUCAAUGUUCCCCUUGUGGGCGCCGAUGGGAAGAGGUGGCUCGUCAGCAGAGACAAAAAGCACAGCGACCGAGGGGGAAAAUCAUCCAUCGAGCAGAAGAAGGAGUCCAUGAAAACGCGUGGCAUGAUCUGGGGCACCGGUGGAGGCCCCUUUCUCGCGCAGCUGGAGGGCCAGCCGAUCGUCGGAACCAAUGUGGAAUACGAGUGCCUGCGUUGGGCGACUCGCGUCGAGGGCUUGCAAACAGCUUGGUCCGAGGACGACGCCAAGCAGAUCAGGGCAGUUCAAAUGAGUGUCAGCAGUGGGCUUCAUCAUGCUACCAUCUUCACCCACAGGACGCCACCCCUCGUCAGGGUCUGGCUCAAAGACCUGGGCAACAGCGAGAACAACAGCGGCACUUCAGUUACAGCCCUCGAGAAGAUGAGGGGCGCGGCCAUGGUGGAGCAUGGCUUCGACCAGAAGAAGAAGGAUAAUGGUUGGACAGUGGGGAGUGUCGGCCAGAGCGCACUGGAGCAGAACAAGUCCAGCAGGCACAAGCUCGACAUCAAUGGCAGUCGGCAGACUUUCUGGCAGUACUUCGAGCAGUUCGCGAUGGAGAACAUCGAUUUCACGAACAAGUUGCGCGACACCCGCGCCUUGCUCUGGGCCUCCAUGCACUAUGUCUACAAGGCCUUUCGCACGACCUUCAUCGCUUUUCUCCAGAAAUUCAAGGCUUUUUUGGAGAAGAUCGACCCCAACAACGAGACGAUCAUGAACUACGUGGUGCUUUGCUGCAUUGCUGUGGUCCAGGGGGGCGCGAAGAUCGAUGGGAAGGACAAGCAGGGCAAGAUGGCGAACGCCAACGAGGUCAUCAAGGGCUUCUCGCAGCUUCGCAAGUUGAUCAAGCAAGAUAUUUAUCGCCGUGCUCGCUUUCGUCCUCGUGUCAGCGAUGUUGAUUUCCCAACUGGCGAGCUGGGCGCCCCCGAUGCAGCCAUGGCGGGGCCGAAGCCAACUGAGCAGAUGGGGGAGCAGGAGAUCGAUGAGUUCUUCUCGCAGCACAUCGGGGUGUUGACCACCAUCGCUGGAUGCAUGGCUGUCAACAAGCCGAACAUGGGCAUCAGCAUGCACAUGGGGGCUGCCCAAGCCAUGAACCAGAUGAUGAUGGCGAUCGUGAAGUUCACCAGCGAGGGCUGCAAGAAGAGUGAUGGCCAGAAGCUUGUGGUCGACACUGUUGUGAAGGGCUCGUUGGAGGUCUACCCUUCCAGCGCCGACGAUGCAUUCGAGAUGGCAGUGAAAUUGCAGAGCAACAUUGAUUUCCAGAGGCUGCUAUCUGCCAACGAGUCGGAGUGGGCCAAGAACAUGAACACCCUGAUCACCUACUCCAAGAACGUUUGCAGCUUCUUAGAUGUACUGAUUGCUUCCCGGCUUCUCCUUAUCUGCCACUCGUUGCUGGCUUUCUCCAAGAUGAAGUUUAUGUCGAAGGGCGAUGUCGAUGCCAACUCGUCGCUGGAGCCGGUGCCCUAUGUUCCAGCACUUGUGGCAGGCCAUGCUCAGCAGAUGGGGGAAACCCUUGUCAUUCAGCAAGAUGGGUCUGUCAACCAAAAUUCAGUGCUGACCCUUUUUCUGGAUUGCUUGCAGGAGAAGCAGCUCAAGUUCAACGAAGUUGCAGGUGCUCUCUUCCAGUCGUCGCACGAGGCUGCCAUCCACGCAGAUACCUACGACCCAGUGCAGUUCGAGAAGUCCAGGGGAGAGUAUCGCAGGAUGUUGGAGGGGUGCCCAGACCCCCGCCUGCUUUCCAUAUGUGCGAAGGAAGAUGUGAAGCUCAGGAUGCCCACGUCUCGGCAUACGGCCGAGAAGGACCGCUCGAUCCAGGAGAUGGUUGCCAAGUUCGAGGGUCGGCACCCCAACGAGAUGAAGUCCACCGCCCUCGCUGGCGCGAGUGGCUUGCAGGCUAUCGUGUCGGUCGCUCGUGAGAGGCUGCUUCCCCCAGCCGAUGCAGUCGUGAACCAUUCGGGGAGCGUGGCCCCAGUGGAAGAAGCCGACCAGGACCAGGGAGACCAGAGCAUGAGUCUCGGGGCAUGGUACCAGGGCGUGGUCGACGACGAGACCGACGAGACCUCUCCUGGUAAUGCUGAGCAUGUCGUGGGGGAGUUGGUGAAGAGGAUGGCGGUUGCAGAGGUUCAGAAACUCAUCUUCAGCAAGGCGAUCGAGUGGAAGGAGAAUGUCGAGGCCAACACAGGCAAAGCCCACAUCGAGAUCAAGACAUCUUCGGCCCUCGCGCACGACCCUGACAACCAGAAGCCCAGCGACUCCUUCAACAGCAAGGCUUGCAUCGUCCAGGGUUCGGAGGGCAUGGUGGUGAUACCAUUCUGGGGGAAGGUUAUCGAUGCCACAAACUUGCCAGUCGCUGGCAAGCCGAACAUGCUGGAGCUGGGUGGACCCAAGUGCAUGAAGCUGAUGAUGGAUGGUAGUUCUUUUAUGAAUGCGAGGCGUGCAGAUUGCUGCCCAGCAUGGUUCGUUCGAGUUGAGCAGCCUUCUAGCACGAGCGAGGUUCAGGCUGCUGCUGAGGCUGGCGAGGCCAUUGCAGCCGAGCCUGCCCCUGUCCCUGUGGAUGGGCAGGCUGCUGCCGAUGUAGGUGUAGAUGCGAACCCUGUGCCCUUGCCAGCUGCUGGGGCUCCUGCUUCGCAGCCCAGUGCACCCUCUGGCAAGGCGGCAGCAGGCAAGAAGAAAAAAUCGAAGGCCAAGGCGAAGGCCAAGGCCAAGCCUGAGUUGCCAAUUAAUUUCGAGGUGCACUGGGAGUCUGCAGCUGUGAAGGCAGGGGGCCUGGAAUUCCAGGUUUCGCUGCCAGUGUUGAAGUCGGCGCAUGGGCAGGGCAUUAAGGACAUUGCAGUUCGCAAGCCCACCGAUUUUGAGAAGCUGCAGAAGCCUGCGAAGGCUCCAGUGUCCAAGGCGAAGGGCAAUUUCGCCCUGCUGCCACCGCCCCCGGUGGGGGCCGGCGACUCCGCUGCAGGGCACCCGAUGGGCUGGGCCGUGUGGCCGCCGCCGCCGCCCCCUCGCGGGCGCAAGCGGCCCCACGCCGGCGGCGGUGGCGCCUCGCGCGAGCCGCGUGGGGCCGAGGGCGCCGCCGAGGACGACGACGAGCUCCGCGCCUGCGUCGAGGACGAUGAUGCGAUGGCGUUCCUCUUCGCGGCCGCGCAGGCGCUUGGGCCGACUGUCGCUUUGCUCUCGCUUCCGGUCGAGGUGCCCUUAUGCUGUGUUGUCGGGCUCUCGCUCUGGCCUCUGGUCGAGGCGCUCUUUUGUGGGAUGCCCCUGUAG